Messenger RNA from Dipodomys ordii (Ord's kangaroo rat), 1112 nucleotides. RefSeq names its product transmembrane protein 38A (gene Tmem38a). The transcript is spliced from 6 exons. Gene Ontology annotation, molecular function: potassium channel activity; identical protein binding. Lineage: Eukaryota; Metazoa; Chordata; Mammalia; Rodentia; Heteromyidae. Gene Ontology annotation, cellular component: membrane. The record is from RefSeq and is a predicted model, not a curated record. The coding region runs from base 1 to 1077 and encodes 358 amino acids. Gene Ontology annotation, biological process: potassium ion transmembrane transport.
AUGGUGCGGGGGUCCUCGGCCCCAGAGCUGCGGGGAGGCGGGGGGCGUCCCCGGUCCCCGCGCGGCCUCCCCGACACAUGUUCCAACUCAGUAGACCCCCAAAAGGGGCUCCCCUGGAGGGCGGCCCUGGCCGCGCGGGCACUGCGGGGUCCCCGCGGGGCCCGGGACGCUGACCGCCGCACGGCGCCUCUGGGGCCGAAGCCAGCGGGGUUCAUCGAGGCCCCCGGGGCGGCACCCAGCGGACCCGCAGUGCGGGGACGGCACCUCCCGCCCCGGCCUCCAGGAGCCGUGGAGUUGUCUCGGCGCCACCCUGCGGCCUCCUGGCUUUGCGCUAUGCUGCACUGCUUCGGGAGUUACAUCCUGGCCGACCUGCUCCUGGGAGAGCCGGUGAUCGACUACUUCAGCAACAACUCCAGCGUGCUGCUGGCCUCUGCCGUCUGGUACUUGAUUUUCUUCUGCCCGCUGGACCUGUUCUACAAGUGUGUGUGCUUCCUGCCCGUGAAGCUCAUCUUCGUGGCCAUGAAGGAGGUGGUGAGAGUCCGCAAGAUCGCCGUGGGUAUCCACCACGCCCACCACCACUACCACCACGGCUGGUUCAUCAUGAUCGCCACAGGCUGGGUCAAAGGCUCUGGGGUCGCCCUCCUGUCCAGCGUGGAGCAGCUGCUCCGGGGCGUGUGGAAGCCGGAGACGAAUGAGAUUCUGCACAUGUCCUUCCCCACCAAGGCCAGCCUGUACGGUGCCGUCCUGUUCACCCUGCAGCAGACGCGCUGGCUGCCCGUGUCCAAGGCCAGCCUCAUCUUCCUCUUCACCAUGUUCAUGGUGUCCUGCAAAGUGUUCCUCACAGCCACUCACUCGCACAGCUGUCCAUUCGACGUCCUGGAGGCCUACGUCUGCCCCGUGCUGUUUGGGGGUUCCUGGGGCAGUGGCGACCAUCACCAUGACAACCACGGGGCUGCCCACAGUGGCGGUGGCGGUGUCCACGGGGUGGGGCCUGGCCCCCAGCAUUCCCCUCUGCCCAGGUCCAAGGAGGAGCUGAGCGAGGGCUCCAGGAAGAAGAAAACCAAGAAGGCGGAUUAGGGGGUGUGGGGAGGGGAGCAGCCCCACACCCAGGA